This is a messenger RNA of Choloepus didactylus (southern two-toed sloth), 6246 nucleotides long. Its product is annotated as histidine-rich glycoprotein-like. Bases 2667 to 3908 code for a protein of 413 amino acids. Lineage: Eukaryota; Metazoa; Chordata; Mammalia; Pilosa; Megalonychidae. The record is from RefSeq and is a predicted model, not a curated record. The transcript is spliced from 8 exons.
GGGGGCCGCGGGGGCCGCGCCCCGAGGUGAACGGGAGCGCGCAGAGGGGCCCCGCCGACGCCCAGAGCUGCGGCCCAGACCCGGGAAAAGGAGCAGCAGCAGGAAACCUCCCAUCGCUGGACAGUGCCAAGGAGGGGCCGGUCGGUGUUGACCUCUGAUGACCUCUGACCCCGACCCCUGCUGGGAAAAUCUCCCCUGCUUAAAAAGGCUGCCAGUGCCUUCAUUUGUCUCUGACCUUCAGAACUGAAAUAAGCUGCCGGUGACCAGCAGAACCUAAAGGACUAAGAGAGAACCUCAUGAUAAACUCUCCUGCAGUUCUAUAAUUCUCUUCAAUUACUUUGCCUUGAGGCUAAAGGGAUUUAAUAAGAAGAGCUGAUGUUGUGAGCCCUCUCUGAGGGCUUUGCCUGUGUUGACUACGUUACUACCGACAUCCGUCCCUCCAGGAGCCGUCAAUUAGUACCCUGCUUGUACCCAGACCGGAACCCUUUGAAGGCAGAUUUUCCAGAAGACACCCAUUGGCCUAGUGUUACUUAUUCCCAGGAAUCUGAAUUACAAGUUGUGCAGGUUUGGCAUCAGAAUUUUGCUGGUCACAUAAAAUGAACUGAGAAGGAUUUCUUUCUCUUCUGUCUGCUGAAAGAGUUUGUUUCCAAAUUUACUUCCGGUGUGAUUUUCCUUCUGCCUCCAAGCAUUCCUCUAGCAUUUCUUUAGUGCUAUUCUGUUGGAAGUUGAUUCUCUAAACUUUGGUGGAGGUGCUCAGAACAGAUUCCAGAACUGCUACCGGGUAGAACUGUGGCCUGAGAACUCUCCCCCGGCCUCCUACCCCGCAAGGCCCUCCACAGUGCCCACCUGCCCACCUGCGGGGGCCAGGGGCUGGGCCGCCCCGUCGUCUGCACGCAUCUGUGCGUCUGCGAGUGAAGGCGCGUCCUCCUGUCUGCCUGCAUGUGUGCGUGUGCGUGUGUGUGUGUGUGUGCGCGCGCGCGCGCACGAGCGGGUGGGCGUCUCUUCUUUUGGGGGUCCCAUGGCCCUGGAUCUGGCUGUCCGUAGGUCUCGCUGUGGACAGCUGUUUGAGCCUCAGUCUCUGCUUGGCCCCUUCCUGUUCAACAGCGAUUUCUAGGGUGUAACCUCACCCCUGUGACGAGAUGAAACAGGCCUCCCUGUAGACCCCGUCUCCCCAUGGUCCCCACCUCCCCAUAGACCCCGCCUCUCCAUAGACCCUGCCUACCCGUAGACCCCGCCUUCCUGUGACCCCCUUAGACCCCGCCUCUCCAUAGACUCCACCUCCCCAUAGACCCCUUCUCUCCAUAGACCCCGCCUCCUGGUAAACCCCGCUUCUCCAUAGACCCCCGCUUCCCCAUAAACCCCGCCUCUCUGUAGAUCCCGCCUACCUGUGCCACCUCUUAGACCCCACUUCUCCAUAGACUCUGCUUCCUGGUAGACCCUGCCUCUCUGUAGACCCUCCGUGCUUGACAGCCGCUUCCCUGUAGCUCUCUUCUGAGGGUUCCGACUCUGCACCCCUGUGUGGCCUGCAGCUCCGCCCUGGAGCAGGGGGUGAGGGGCAGGAACCCAGGUCAUGGGCACCUCCUGUGUAAAGGGGCUGCGUCGGGUCCUCGUCAGUCCCUCAGCCCCUCCAGCUGCCCCUCAGCGCCUCCCGGGGCUCAGACGGGCCUUGCCGUGAGGGCCCACGUCCCGCCUGCUUCGGGAUCCCCCAGCCAGGGGGACCCAGCCCUCCCGGGGCCGCCUCCAGGGCUGCAGUGGCUCUGGGGAUCCUCCGCUCCCAGACACCUGCUCUCAGGUGGGAGACAGUGCCCGAGUCCAGCCCCUGAAGCCUCCUCUCCGGCCUCCCUGCCUCCCUUUCCCCACUCCUCUCUCCUCACGGCCUCCAGGUUUUCUGAGGCACGAAGCCAACUGGGUCACUGUCCCACCCAACCUUCUCAGAGGGUCCCACAACCUUCACACUGAGCCCACACCCACUGCUUGCAGACCUCCACCAGGCGCUCGGUGCCCCGGGCCGGGCACGCUGCAGGUUCCCCCCCACCCCCGGCUCUCCAGUCUCCUGCUCUCCUUUCCUGAAGGCCUUCCCGUCUCUCCCCUCGGGCUUGCCCCAGCCCUCCCCCAAAGUCAGCCCGAGCAUCACCUCCUCCGGGAAGGCCCCUCAGCCUGGCAGCUCACAGCAGGGGUGCAAGCGGCCUGGACAGGGUGUGGCGGUGGGGGUCGGGGGGCCGAGGGUGGCACCCAUGAUCAGAACAAUUGGCAUCACCCACCUUCUCCAGCACCCACAGGGCUCCAGGCUUGUGCUGGGGGAUAGAGGGGCUGUCCUGCAGAUGGGCUGCACCCCAGCAGCCUCGCACGACCCCAGACCCAGCUCUCCCGGCCCCAUCCACAACCCUGGAGCUGGGCACCUGCUCUGCCAUGGGUGCUGACACCGACGAGGAGCAAAGAACAAAUGCAUUUCCCUCCAGCUGCUUCUCCCUGCGGCGUCCCUGCAGCUCCGCUUCUCGGGGGACAUCGGGGAAGGUGCCAGGAAAGGGUCAGUGGGUGCGGAGGGGUCCUGGUUAUGGGUCCUUUCCUGGCUCUGAGGCCCCGGGGCCUGGAAUCUGGAACACACACACGUGCAUGUGCACACCCUGCCCCAUGCUCACACACGUGCACACACAGUACCCACAGUCAUGCCCAGUCCCACUCACAUUCACACAUGCAUACUCAUGUACUCACACACGCACAUACACAGCCACACACACACUCAUACACACGAGUUCUCACACACACAUGUGCACGUGCACACUCUGCCCCAUGCUCACGCACGUGCACACACAGUACCCACAUUCAUGCCCAGUCACACUCACAUUCACACAUGCACACUCGUGUACUCACACACGCACAUACACAGCCACACACACACUCAUACACAUGAGUUCUCACACACACAUGUGCACGUGCACACUCUGCCCCAUGCUCACGCACGUGCACACACAGUACCCACAUUCAUGCCCAGUCCCACUCACAUUCACACAUGCACACUUGUGUACUCACACAUGCACAUACACAGCCACACACACACUCAUACACACGAGUUCUCACACACACAUGUGCACGUGCACACUCUGCCCCAUGCUCACGCACGUGCACACACAGUACCCACAUUCAUGCCCAGUCACACUCACAUUCACACAUGCACACUCGUGUACUCACACACGCACAUACACAGCCACACACACACUCAUACACAUGAGUUCUCACACACACACGUGCAUGUGCACACCCUGCCCCAUGCUCACACACGUGCACACACAGUACCCACAUUCAUGCCCAGUCCCACUCACAUUCACACAUGCACACUUGUGUACUCACACAUGCACAUACACAGCCACACACACACUCAUACACACGAGUUCUCACACACACAUGUGCACGUGCACACUCUGCCCCAUGCUCACGCACGUGCACACACAGUACCCACAUUCAUGCCCAGUCACACUCACAUUCACACAUGCACACUCGUGUACUCACACAUGCACAUACACAGCCACACACACACUCAUACACACGAGUUCUCACACACACAUGUGCACGUGCACACUCUGCCCCAUGCUCACGCACGUGCACACACAGUACCCACAUUCAUGCCCAGUCACACUCACAUUCACACAUGCACACUCGUGUACUCACGCAUGCACAUACACAGCCACACACACACUCAUUCUCACACACAUGCGUGUUCUCAUGCACAUUCCCCACACUCUCACACUCACACACACACAUGCAUGCACACACAUUCUCACACACAUACACUCACAGGCAUGCACACUCAUACACAUGCAUUCACAUAUGCAUCCUCAUGUAUUCACACACACAAAUGUGAACUCACACCACAGUCGCUCACACACCCACACACUCACACUUGUGUCUGACACAGGCGGAGGUACCGGCAGAAAGGAACCCUCACCUUUAUCCCUCAGAUGCCAAAGCAAGCUUUCUAACGAAAAUCUGACCAUCUCGUCGCUCCUGCCUUCAGGACAGAGCUCAGGCUCUCCGCUCUCACCAUCCAGCACUUUAAAUUCAGAGCUUCAGCUGUGCUGGCGUCUUUACAAACUUGCUGCCCAUUUUCUCGCCCCGGGCUUUGCACGUCUGCCCCCACCACCACCACCACCACUUCCAGGACUCCCUGUGCUUCUGCACGCAGCCUGCAGGCCACCUCUUCCAAGAAGGCUCCUUGGGUUGGGACUUUUGCCUUCUCUGCACUCCCUGCCCUCUGGACUGGACGUGCGUCCAUCACACCCCGAGGGGAAGUGCUCUCUGGGUUUGUCUGACCCCUGUCUCGUCAGGCACGUGGUUUCCAGGUCUCUGUAGCCACCACUCCUUGGGUCGCGGGUGCUCCCCACUGCUGGGUGGAUUGUGAUCUGCAUCUGCUCCCAGGCCCUGUGUGCCAGGCUCGGCGCUGAGCUCCCUCCCAAGAAGCAUCAGUCCAGCAACCAAAGUAUUCGAGGGGAAUCCUGACCUCCACUGGCAGCUUUGGAAACCAGCGUAUUGGGGGAUCCUCUGCAGAAGCCCCAGCUCUUCGUCCCCCAGGUCCUUUCACUCUGCAGCUCUGCAGCCUCCUGGUCAUCCCAACCCUUGCACAAAGGCCCCCUGGCCCUGUCACAGGCGCUUUCUCUCCCUGACAGCCCCCCUCUUUCCUGGCUCUUUAUUAUGUAGCUAGACUUGGCCUCUCUGCCUUCUUUUUUGUUUCUUUUCUGUUUUGCCCAUUCUCCGUAUUUCUCCACAACAAAGCGGAGCCCUGGAACCUGCCCAGCCUGUUAGAAUCCUCUCCCCUUCCCUCUCUCUCUGGAGCCCUCGCUCUUUGUGCCCCUUCUCCCACAUCUGCAUCACAAAAAGCUUGCAAUCCAGCUGGCCGCUAGAGAGCUCUCCUUGGGGAAAGCAAAGGGGCAAAGCUGAGCCAACAGGUCAAAAUUCUCUGUCUUCCUCCGAGGCAGGGACGGAGGCGGGGACAUUCACACGGAAAUAGAUCAUAUUCCCAUCUGAACCCAUGAAACCUCUUUACCAGCUUCCUUUUAACCUUCCACUGUGGCCCCGCAGACCAUUCUCAAAUGAGGGGACUGUGUCUGGGGCAGGGCUGGUAAAGCCACUCUAAGGAAGGAGUGUGGCUGGGGCCCCACACAGCCUGCCCUUGUCAAAUCCCACACCGCACCCCCCAUCCCAGGCUCCAUCCGUGCCGUCACGAAAGCUCGUCCAAGCAGCUUGUCAAACAGCCCACAGCCAAGGGAGAGCCGGUUGGGAGUCGCCGGGGGUAGUUGCUAAAGUGUCUUGAUUUGUUUUCCCAAGCAGAUUAGAUAUGACUCCCCACAAACAUUGCUUGUACAGUUGUGUUACACAUCUUGAUUAGUUGAGCUGUUUAGAAAAGUGGUGCAGAGCUAAAUUCAAGAGAAUUCAAGAGCACAGCUUGGCGGGGAGAGCUAGGCUCCAGCACCCCCACCCUCACCCCCAGAAGCUGUCCAGGCUGGGCAGGCAGCAGGGACCUGGGAGCAGGGAGGGAAAGUGCUCUUAGUCCCUGGGGGGCUUGGGGUGGCACCAGGAACUGGAGCGACACACAAGCCUCAGGGACCAGGUGCAGCUGGGCACACAGAAGACGUCCCCUCCCAGGAGCUGGACCCAUGUUUUAAGGCCCCUUACUACUUGAGUUUCAGGGACAAGAUUUUUUUUUCCUCCUUCAGUGCAUGUGCUGUGGGAGAGAAGGGGAGGCUGAGGAUUUUAAACGUUUUAGGAAAAUUUUCUCAUGCAACUGCAAUGCUGCAAGACUUAGAAGAAAUCCCCGGGCCAGAGCCAAAAUACCCAAAGAAAGAACAUCCUCCUUACCACCCCCACCCCAGUCCCCUCCAAUCGUUCUCUCAUCCACUGCCUGGAACCUCACAGUGUCCCCAGGGGAUUUGGGGGCUCGCUGGCCUCCCUCAGCCCAGACCCCUGAGCCCUUUGAUUCUCCCAGCCAGCUGUGCUGUGUGUUUCUGCAGCAAAGGGAGAGUGGAGAGGCGAGAGGGGACCGGAAGGGAUCCUGUGAUACUUGGAUUUUUGUGGAUUUCUCUCCGAGUCAGCUGAACCCCAUGGCCUGGAGGCAGGUGUGAUCUCUCACCUUUCCUAAGAGUCUCCAAUUAAAUGGCCUCGGUCUCUCCCGGGUCAUUUCCGGACUGGAAGGGCCCACGGCUCAAGAUGGAGCAUGGGGUGGGGGGAGCGGAAGGUUCUAGGCCAACAGGAAGA